ACUCCGUAUUUGCUUUGCUAUCAUUCUUCGUCGUUUGUGUUGGCUCUUCUUCUGUGAUUCCUUUCUCUGAACUUCACCCAAAGCUUUCAUUUUUUUUAAUUUAUUUUUCUCUCUGAAUUUCUUGGUCGUUUUCUAUCAACAUUGCUUACAGUUUCACUCUGUUUUCGUUUCCAGAAAGCAUGGAACUUUAUGUUUCAACCGUUCUCUUCUUCACAGCUUUGUCAAUGGAUUGGAGUCUUGUGUAGAGCAUAUUGAAGUGCAAACGAGGAGAUGAGAGGGGAGUCAUCUUUAUCGAUUAUUGGGUUUUCCAUAGGUGUGGUGAUCGGUGUGCUAUUGGCUAUUUUGGCGUUCUUCUGUGUUAGGUACCAUAGGAAGCGGUCACAGAUAGGGAAUAGCAGUUCCAGGAGGGCAGUGACUCUUCCCAUCAGAGAAAAUGGUGCUGAUUCAUGUAUUAUACUUUCAGACUCAACUAUUGAUCCCGAAUCACCAAUGAAAUCGGGACGCAAUGGCAUGUCGUCCUGGCUUGAAGGAUUCAAGAAAAGCAAUGGCGUCUCCAUGUCUGGGAUACCGGCGCAUCCUUACAAUUGCAGAGGCUGCGCCUCGCUAUGCCUGUGCGCCGAGGCUUGCGCUUUGUGCGCUUUUGACAACUAUAUACUUCAUAUAUUUGCGUAUUCUCUUAAAGCAACUACCUACACACACAGGGAUCUGGAGAAGGCCUUAAUAGGAAAAGCAGCAUCUGGUCCAGUUUACAAAGCUCAGAUGUCAACUGGUGAGAUUGUAGCUGUUAAAAUGCUUGCAACAGAUUCUAAGCAAGGGGAGACAGAGUUCCAGACAAAGUUCUUGAGAGGUACUACUUCACCUCCUAAGCAGCAAAGCCAGUUGCACUUCUCCAACAAUGCGCCGUCUCGGAACAGGUCUGCCAGCUCCAUGACCGAUGUGAGACCCGGAUUCUUCCCAACAUUGCAACCUCAAUUUCCGACACCGAGUUUCAAUGAGAAACCAAAGCAGAACAUAUCUCUUGAAGUUGGAGACUCAAGAUCAGUGGCGGUGAAGAAAACUAGUAAUGAAUCAGCAUCCGAAAGGCCUAAAAGGAAAAAUUCAACGCCUUUGCCACCAUUUAAGGUGAGGAAAGAGAAGAUGGGGGACAAAAUCACUGCACUUCAUCAAUUGGUUUCACCUUUUGGAAAGACUGAUACAACUUCAGUGCUCUCUGAAGCCAUUGAAUACAUCAAAUUCCUCCAUGAUCAGGUUUUAAGCAUACCAUACAUGAAAAGUGGAGCUCCCAUACACCAUCAACAACAACAGAGUUGUGACAAAUCUGAGGACUCUGAAGGACCAAAGCAAGACCUUAGAAGUAGAGGACUAUGUCUAGUCCCAAUUUCAAGCACUUUUCCAGUCACUCAUGAAACUGCUGCAUGUACACCAACAUUUGGAGCAACUUUCAGGUAGAUGAUCAAUCGAUUGAUGGUACAUAAAUUUCGCGAAUCGAAUAGAUUUUCCAUAUCGAAACUUAAGCCCCACAAGUUGCAGAUGUAACAUUCUGAUUUUUAAGGGUGUUUUAACUAAACAUAUCGUAUGGUUUUUAUAAGCAUUUUUCCUUGUUUUAAGUAUAUUUUCAGAUAGGGUUAGCAGUUCGGGCUUAAUUUGUCCUUUUGAAAAUCAAGGAGCACUGCUUGCAAGGUUGUCUACUUGGAGCUGAUCAAACGUCUUAGUUUUUCAGAAUUAAGUAUAGAAUGUGUUGUAAUAGUUUGUAAGAUAGAUUAUGGUUUGUAUCUAUUUUUAAAUGAGUGUUGUGGGUUGGAAUACGAUCGAAGGAGAAAUAAAAUGUUUAUAUGUUGUGGAUGGCCGGCCUUAGGCCAUUAGUUGAAUUUU
Messenger RNA from Tripterygium wilfordii, 1872 nucleotides. RefSeq names its product transcription factor bHLH123-like. The transcript has 10 exons. Gene Ontology annotation, biological process: regulation of transcription by RNA polymerase II. The coding region runs from base 271 to 1449 and encodes 392 amino acids. The record is from RefSeq and is a predicted model, not a curated record. NCBI's taxonomy places the organism in Eukaryota, Viridiplantae, Streptophyta, Magnoliopsida, Celastrales, Celastraceae. Gene Ontology annotation, molecular function: DNA-binding transcription factor activity, RNA polymerase II-specific; protein dimerization activity; RNA polymerase II cis-regulatory region sequence-specific DNA binding. Gene Ontology annotation, cellular component: nucleus.